UUGUUACUGGACACUAAUCUGCACCCCGUUAUUGGACCUCUUGUCGGCAAAUUUCUGGAGCCAACACUGCAUUUAACCAGAUCUGAUGGAAGUGCCUUCUUCCAGCUUGGGACACCAGCUAAUCAGUGUAUCAUUAUGGUGCCGAUAUUAGGCUGAAAUGUUUGAUUUGUCUACUCUAGAACCAGAACCAACCAUCUCAGAAUUCUUAAAAGUCAGUCUCAAAGUCAAAAAGCAUUCCCACCCACAACACAUACAUUGAAUCAAAUCUCAGGAGGAUGAUGCUUUUGCAUUAUUUUUCCUGUUAUCAUUUAGAAUAACAAAGAUGACUGCUUUCCUGGUAUGCAAAUUAUAAAUGUUGCAUUUAAUGAACCUGAGGAAGUAAGCAGUAUCUAUUUCAAAUAUUACACCAACAAGAGAAUCAUAUCAACAAAUAAAUCUUCAAUUCGACUGGACAGAAAGUAAAUACUGUAUUCCACAUGCUAUAAAACGACAAAGGAUUGAAGUACAGACACUGUGAUGCAUACUUUUCCCUUUCCCAGAAUAGAUAACAUCUGUCACGUCAUGGUGCUCCUGAUCAUUCUGGGGACAUUUAAUGCAGUGACAGUAUCAACAUUGGACAAUAGGGUAUUCCUGAGAUUUUCUACAAUACAGACAAAAGAUACGAAAACAACCCCCACUUUAAUCCCAACAAACACGACACAACCACACACUACACCAACUAAUCACGAAGAAAGAUUCAGCAAUGAAACUACAAAUACAGUUGUAUCUGACAUUCAGAAAGACCCUACUGUGUCAUCUGGUGGCCAAGAUUUCAUAACCAAGCAGCAGUUUAUCAAAGCAAUUGCAUGUGCUUCUUCUGCAUUCUUCAUUUUACUUCUUAUCGAGAUCAGCAGUUGUUGCAGGAAAAAAGUCAACAAUACCAACAACCAGUUGAUAGAUUGGCCACAAACUACGAAUGUCAGCGAUGAAAUAUCCUUUUGCAAUGUAUCAUGGAGUAGAAACAAGGCCCGACAACAGGCGAAUAAUGAUAUCGGCCUGUACAGGAUCACACAACUUGUUCACAAUCAGGAAAGUACUACAGCAACGCAAACAUUUCAUCAGGCAGAAGAUGACACUGCAUUCUACGAUGAAAUAGGUGAGGAUUUGGAGGCAACAUGCCAGAUGGGACCAAUUGGAAAUGUCAGAUAUGUCGACUGUGAUGUGGACAACGAUGGCUACCUGGAAAUCAUAGCCUGAAUCUGCAAUGUCAUGUAGAAUGAUGUACAGAUUCUUCAGGGGCAAAUUCAGAGUAAGAGAAGACAUUGGACUUUAUUGAAAUAUAAUAUAUAAAAUAAACAUACUGAUUAAACAGCGAUCUAUAUGAAGCCAUGAAAUUGGAACAUAUAUCUACAAUUUUUUAAACAAAGAGCCAUAAAAUUUAUACAGGCCUAUAAUGUAAGAUACUUAAUACACAGAUGAAUAAGGUUCCAAUAAUUUUAUGAUUUGUGUUUAAUAUAUUAUGCUGUAACAAAAUAUUGUAACAUUUAGUAUUUGUAUGCCAUUUUCAAUUUUUAUUAAAGGAUAGCGACGGAAAAACUGGGGUAUGGGGAUGUCCCCACUGUUCCCCUCUCUCCACCCCUGCUGUACUGACAUAGACUUCGAUUAAGUCAUAAAACUAGCCUACACUCCAAAUCGCAAAAUGUAUCCUGCAAUAGCAAUCUAUAGUAUAUUCACCAUAAGUCACUAAAACCUGUUAAAAUAUUAUAUAUUAUUUUGGUCAUGUGUCUAUAUGAAAAAAUCAACCAAUAUAAAUACUUUUAAGCAAACACUAAAGUCAUAUCUCAUGGAUGCUGUACUGGCCCUCUUAAUCUAAAAUGCUGCUUUUUACAAUUUAUUAGAAGAACAAAAUCAGUCCACUGGACGACAAUUUUGGCUUCAAAAUAACUUACCAAAUGUAGUCCACAUAAGGCAAAAUCAGUCUGCCUAAUUAGUAGAUAUAACCUAUGAAAUUUUACUGUUAUUCAUAUUUUUUACAAAAUAGUAUAUAUCAAAUGAUACAUAAAAUAGCUCAUCUUUUAUAUAUAUUAUGUGUUCAUUCAUUCAGUAUGCAAUUGAGUAUUUACAGCCACCAAAAUUUAUGAAUAGUUAUGAUGUUAUUUUCGCUUAUCCAAGAGAGACUGGUUUUGACAGAUAAAGUCGAUCCGGUGGACCGAUUUUAGCGGCCAGAAGUAGUUCAGUGGGCCUUUGUGGGCUGGACCAAGUUUGGCAAUGAAACCUGACACUCAGUAUGACAGCAUCAGAGUUCUUCUCAAGUUCUACAGAACUUUCCAUAGUUGAACUCCAGAGAUUUCCAUCAGGGCUUCCCACUCAAUUGGCUAGAUUUGUUCCUGGACUAUAUUCAGACUGUGAAACCCAGAAAUAAGUACCGAUUUUUAAUCUUCAACUCUAAAAUUCUGCAUCCCAGCAAAACACAAAACUUUGUAAAGUUGUCUAGCGCCCUCUAAAAUGACUACUUUCACAACAGGAAACAAUUCUCAGACCUCAGAUCUCUCAAAACAGUACAGCAUUAACAAAUUUGAUAUUGUCUCUAUAUAUGUAUUUUCAGCAACAAUUCAUUUAAUUGUUUGCAUAAUACUUCUUGCUGUCAGCUAUUGUGCUUAUUAGUCUAAAUGUCGAGGCUACAUACCUCUCUUUUUGUCUCAAUCAAAUUGAAUAAAUAAAUAAAUUUUCAUUUAUUAAAGAUGAA
Messenger RNA from Anneissia japonica, 2725 nucleotides. RefSeq lists its product as uncharacterized. The transcript is spliced from 2 exons. The coding region runs from base 517 to 1236 and encodes 239 amino acids. The record is from RefSeq and is a predicted model, not a curated record. Lineage: Eukaryota; Metazoa; Echinodermata; Crinoidea; Comatulida; Comatulidae.